AUGGGGGCCAAGCAGUCAAGGGUGGACGUCAAGGACAAGGAUCCCAAGAGGAUGUUGCUGCUGGGGAGGAGGCAGAAGUUGUCCCUGUGGGAUGAUGCACUUCUCUGCGGAAGGGACCCUCGGUCCCUGCUGAAGCGUGGCAUGUGCCACGUCAGCUUCAGCCUGGUCACAAAGGGGUUGACAGAUGUCCCAGACUUCCUGUGGGGCCUGUCUGAGGUCCAGAAGCUCAAUCUGUCCCACAACCAGCUCAGGGCUCUCCCUCCCGAAGUGGGGAGGCUGACACGGAUCGUGGUCCUGAACUUGUGUGGGAACCGCCUGAAGAGCCUGCCGGGAGAGCUCAGCCUCCUCAAGAGCAUGAAGGUCCUGUUUGUCAACAUGAACUGCCUGACCGAGAUGCCAGCCGAGCUGAGCUCCUGCAAGUACCUGGAGGUGCUGAGCCUGUCUCACAACUGCCUUUCCCAGCUGCCUGCCAGCUUUGCCGACCUCUCCAGACUGAGGAAGCUGAACCUCAGCAACAACUCCUUUGCUCACAUCCCCAUCUGUGUGUUCUCAUUGAAGGAGCUGGACUUCUUGCACGUGGGCUCAAAUCGACUGGAAAACAUCGCAGAGAGUAUCCAGUGCCUGGCAAGCCUGCAGAUCUUCAUCGCAGAGAGUAACAACAUCCAUUCCUUCCCCAGGUCUCUCUGCUUAGUUACCAGCCUGGAGCUGCUGAACUUGAACAACAAUGACAUCCAGACCCUCCCAGAAGAACUCUACCUGCUGUGUAGACUGGCAAAGAUUGCUUGGAAUCCAAUGGACAAAGGUCUCCAUAUUUCCCAUAACCCUUUAUCCAAGCCUCUGCCAGAGCUGGUGGAGGGGGGUCUGGAGAUGCUCUUCAGCUACCUGAAGGACAAGAAGCACAACUGACAUGGGCAGCGGAGGCGUGGCCAGAGGAGCUCACCUGAUUGUCCAUAGGGUACUUCUCUAGUCUAAGCCUCUCC
Loxodonta africana (African savanna elephant) is the source of this 980-nucleotide messenger RNA. RefSeq names its product leucine rich repeat containing 30 (gene LRRC30). The record is from RefSeq and is a predicted model, not a curated record. Gene Ontology annotation, molecular function: protein binding. NCBI's taxonomy places the organism in Eukaryota, Metazoa, Chordata, Mammalia, Proboscidea, Elephantidae. Bases 1 to 906 code for a protein of 301 amino acids. The transcript has a single exon.